GCCGGGCUGUAUCCCCGCGGCGGCGGAGCCGAUUAGAUAAGCGGCACGUAGGCUGCUACGGGUCUCCUCGUCAAAAACCAGCCCUAGAGCAAGAGCCAGCAUCUUGCGAGAUCUUGGGCCUAACCUCGACCGCUUCUCAAAGACACGUGUUGCUGUGGGACGAAGCGCGGAAUGCACGACACGGGCCAGAGUGAAGGCCACCUAAAUGGUGUGCUGCACAGUGAGAGGGUGGCCAUCCUGGAUGCAGGGGCCCAGUAUGGAAAGGUCAUCGAUCGGCGUAUCCGUGAGCUCUGCGUCGAGUCCGUCAUGCUGCCCCUGUCGACCAGCGCCAAGACGCUAGUCAGCCAGGGAUACAGGGCUAUCGUCAUCUCUGGCGGGCCUGGCUCCGUGUAUGCACCCGACGCUCCCAAAUACGACCCUGAGAUCUUCCAGUGUGGCCUUCCAGUUCUGGGCAUCUGCUAUGGAAUGCAGAUGAUCAACCGAGAAUUUGGUGGAACUGUGACGCAAAAGGACGCUCGAGAAGAUGGCCAGUUCAAGAUUCAGGUGGACCAGAAGUGCCCACUCUUCAAAGGUAUGGACAAGGAAGAAGAGGCACUGCUGACCCAUGGCGAUAGCAUUGACAAGCCCGCUGAAAAUUUCAAAAUCAUUGCUCAAUCUGGAACAACAGUUGCAGCAAUCGCCAAUGAGAAGAUGAAGCUCUACGGUGUCCAGUUCCACCCCGAGGUCGAUCUGACGCCCAAGGGCAAGUCCAUGUUCUCCAACUUCCUCUACGACAUUGCUGGCCUCUCGGGCAACUUCACCCUGCAGAGCAGAGAGCUCGAGUGCAUUGAGUACAUCCGAAGAACUGUGGGACAAAGCAAGGUCUUGAUGCUGGUGAGUGGCGGCGUGGACUCGACUGUGUGUGCUGCUCUCCUGCACAAGUCCCUUCGGGAGGACCAGGUGAUAGCACUUCACAUCGACAACGGCUUCAUGCGCAAGGAUGAGAGUGUACAGGUGGAGCAGUCGUUGAGGCAGCUUGGCUUGCGCCUGAGAGUAGUCGACGCGUCGCACCAGUUCUACAACGGCACCACUACGGUGCCGAUUGACCCCAAGGACCCGCAGCGAAAGCGUACCACCAAGAUGCUUUGCCAGACGGCACAUCCCGAGGAGAAGCGCAAGAUUAUUGGGGACACCUUCAUGCGGGUGGCCAAUGAAGUUAUCAGUGAGCUUCAGCUGAACCCGGAAGAGGUGUUUUUGGGCCAGGGAACACUGAGGCCCGACCUCAUCGAGAGUGCCUCACACCUGGCUAGUGGCCAGGCUGAUGCGAUCAAGACUCACCACAAUGACACCGAUUUGGUGCGGCAACUGCGGGCACGGGGUCGUGUUGUGGAACCCCUGAAGGACUUUCACAAAGACGAAGUUCGAGCCCUCGGCAGGGACCUGGGCCUGCCCAGCGAGCUUGUACAGAGGCACCCCUUCCCUGGACCUGGCCUUGCCGUUAGGGUAUUAUGUGGGGACGAGCCCUACAUGGAGAAGGAUUUCUCUGAAACUAGUGUCUUGGUCAAGAUCAUCAUCGACUACUCGAAUUCUCUAAAAAAGAAGCACUCCCUCAUCAACAGAGUUCAAAAUGGUGCAUCCGAAGAGGAGUGCGAGUUUCUCAGUCGCGUUUCGACGCAGUACAAGCUUGUAUCCACCCUGCUGCCCAUAAAGAGUGUUGGUGUACAGGGUGACCGACGAACGUACAGCUACGUGGUGGGCCUCUCAUCAGCCGAGGAACCCAGCGACUGGGAGGACAUGAUGUGCCUCGCUAAGCUCAUCCCCAAGAUAUGUCACAACAUCAACAGGGUGGUUUACAUCUUUGGCGGCCCCGUGGCAUUUCCGGUCCAAGACGUGACGCCGACGUUCUUGACGCCUCUGGUGCUGAGCACACUACGGCAGUGCGACUUUGUGGCGCAGCGGGCGCUGCGAGCGUCGGGCUACCAGCCAGCGCUGUCGCAGAUGCCGGUGAUUCUGUUGCCGCUCCACCUCGACCGCGAUGUCGUUAGUCGGCAGCCGUCGUGCCAGCACUCGAUCGUCAUCAGGACGUUCAUCACUCAGGACUUCAUGACCGGCAUCCCCGCCACGCCCAACAAGCACCUACCCCUAGAUGUAAUCAAGAAGAUGGUGGGUGAAAUCCAGGCCGUUCCUGGUAUCUCCCGCGUCAUGUAUGACCUCACGCCCAAGCCUCCGGGAACGACAGAGUGGGAGUAGACACACACUGUGCGCUUUUGAUGGCAUUGGCUCCAUUGUGCUCUGCCCUUGCAGCUCAGGGCCCACCCGCCUCGACUGUUCAGUUUGUUUUGACUUUUUGCUGUCGCGUUUUUUUUCAUGCUGUCCAAGCAGCGUCUGUGUGAGACGGAGUUAAUUGCGUUUUAGACUUCUUGAAUCGGAUCGCUGUUGUUCCAUUUGUUAAUUUUCUCUUUGUUUUAAUACCGAAGGCACUUUUUUACAAGUGGUUUCUUGUUGCCGAAGUGAAGUGUUAAACAGCUCUUCAGUGAGUAAACCUGACAUUGUUUUCAAAUUUCCCUGUUGCAGCUCCAGUUCUGUUCAUUGCCGAUUGUCAAAUCAAUUUCUCGCUUUCUUUCCAUUUUAUAAUGUUAAAAAAUGAGAGAAACUGUAAGGCUAUGGUUGGCUAUGUUUCAUCUCAUUCAAAGCAGCUUGUAAUAUCUGCAGCGUUACCAUUUGCUCUGAAAGUGCUGCAUGGACAUUUUCUCUCAUGUGAGUCAGUUGCGCUACUGUAAAGUUUUUAUGGCUUCAUAAUGGGGAACUUGAGUGUAGUAUGUACUAGCUCUUUUCUUUAUGCGUUGCUUUACCAUUGUGUCAAUGUUGGGCACUAGCGGCCUACAGAUUUCUAUGACCUUCAUCAGUUCUUGCUGAAAACGUAAUAUAUAAUAAAUCCUUUCUUUAGUUCUGAGGUUCUGUAAAGUGAACUGCUGCCUGACGGAGCACACUGGGGCCUCGAGAAGGCCGUCGAAAGCAGUCUAUUGUAGUACAAAAAGUGCAAGGAAGUGAUGUGUCUGAGCUGCUGACAAGCCUUUGCUAAUAAGUGGCAUGUGCAGGACGAUUUGGUUAAGCAAGUGGCGCCCAAGAACUGAGCGAGGUGAGCAGUGUCUCUGUAGAAUGUUGCUAGGUGAAAGUGAUUAAAGAAUAUGAAAUUGCA
Messenger RNA from Rhipicephalus microplus (southern cattle tick), 3178 nucleotides. RefSeq names its product GMP synthase burgundy (gene bur). Gene Ontology annotation, molecular function: GMP synthase activity; ATP binding; GMP synthase (glutamine-hydrolyzing) activity. Gene Ontology annotation, cellular component: cytosol. The record is from RefSeq and is a predicted model, not a curated record. Lineage: Eukaryota; Metazoa; Arthropoda; Arachnida; Ixodida; Ixodidae. Gene Ontology annotation, biological process: GMP biosynthetic process.